This is a messenger RNA of Numida meleagris (helmeted guineafowl), 7329 nucleotides long. It is a transcript of the gene FHDC1, whose product is annotated as FH2 domain containing 1. The record is from RefSeq and is a predicted model, not a curated record. The transcript has 12 exons. Bases 1971 to 5342 code for a protein of 1123 amino acids. NCBI's taxonomy places the organism in Eukaryota, Metazoa, Chordata, Aves, Galliformes, Numididae.
CUUCUUCCUAAGAAACGAAUCGCUUCGGUCUUCUGACCCGGGGAGAAAGUUGUUCCCACAGCGCGGCUCUGAAAUGCGUUUCCAAGAUAGAUGAGGUUGCCAAAAAAAUGAAACGAAAUGCUGCUUUUAUGCUUUUUAAAUACGGGCACAGCUGGGACGUGUUGCCAAGGCUCUGGCUCCUCGGGCUGCUUUGGAUAACAAGCGCAGGGUAGCGAAGUGUAAUUGAGACGUCUUAAACGUUUGGUCUCAGGUACCUUACUUUUUCUGCCCUUCAGUCUGAAGGGCGCGGAGGGGACCCUCGGAAGGCAGCUUUGCAGGGCUCCGCGCCCGCUGUGGCUGGCACCUGCAGACCACCGUCCCUGCCGCCCGCUUCUCUGCCUGAAGGCACGGCGGGGUGCCGGUGUCUGUGCCGUGCCUCCGGAGCUGCCUUCCCGCUGCUGCGUCCCUUUCCCUGCUCCUGGCUGGCAGCUGUCUCACCUAAAGCGGAGCAAGUCUCGGUGGCUUGAAAACAGCUUUCCUGCUCUUAUCUGCCUUCACAUCUAGGUCGGGAUGUUUUCCUGCCCGGUGUACUCCGCUUCUUGCGCUAGGAGUGUCCCUCGUUAACUCUGCAGCGCUCGGGCUGAGAUGAGUCCCUUUCCUCGGUGCUGCCUGUGCAUGGGCGCUGGGACUGGCGAUUCACCCCUCCAGCCCAACUUCCUCGGGGUUUGAGCCAGUUCUCCUCGAGGUUUGUUGGAAAUUUCCAAAUCAAGCUCCCACAUGUUGCCUGGGGGCAUGGCAGUUUGGUCUGUCUGUCUCUCUUUUUUUCUUUUAAAUACAUGGGAACUGGAGUUAGAAAUUAAUAACUGUUGAAUACAGCUUUGUUGCAGUGGAAGACGGUGGGUACAUAUUGCGUCCCAAGAUGAAUGAAGUUUUUCCAAGUUGAGAAUUACUUUAAAUUAACGCAACGGUUAAUUGCUCCGAGUGGUUAAUUUCUCUUCAGCACCUUGCACCUGCGUUUUCAUGCCUCUGUGCCUCUGUGAUGAUGAAGUUGGGAGGAGAGGAAUGAGCGCAGAGCUCUGUAAUAGCAGCUGGAUAUUAAUGCUAAUUUGAAUUUGAAACCCUCUAUCCUGCUCUGCUUUCUUUGUGGCUCUUCCCCUUUUUACCCUGCUAUUAAAAUGCUUUCCAUCGUUCCUAUGGCACAUCACGCAGCUUCCAUAUGAGGUAAAAAGAGAUGAGAAAAUCCGAGGCGAGAAAGAGGAGUCCUUUGUGUUUUUGAGGAGAAAAGGUGAAGCAGAUCAUUUUGUGUCAAUUUCCACUGGCUUCAGAGAAACUGCAGAGCUGAGGCCUUGCAGAUCAAGAGAGAAUUUGCCCCGAAGGCUUUUUCUCUACCUGGCUCUGUUUGUUCAUGAGCACCCUAAUGAUGGAUCUCUGGCAGAAAUAGCAAAGGUUUUUCGUCACCAUUAUCCGAUGUCAAAUUGAUCGGGACUGCCAUUAGCUCCUCGUGAGCGCCGCUCAGCAGACACGCAGCCAAACCGCUGCCAGACCUCUGCGCUGAUGCCAGGGCAUGACUUCAGCUCUUUCUGGCACGUUUUCCUGCGAUUGCUCUGUGCUCAGUAACUUUCCUUUUUCAGGUCUAUCUCAAUUUCCAUUGUGAGACAUCUUCUUGUUUUGGUUUGUUUUAUUUUUUGGUAAAUCCCCAAAUGUUUUUUCAGGUAACUUGAAUGUUUUCAUAACACGUUGGAAUUCAUUAGUCUGUAUUUGAAAUAUCAUCAUUUUUCUCUGGAAGGUAUAAGGGAAGUGCAGCGGACAGGUGCAGCUUGUCAGAGCUGUGCCUUUUACAGAAGUUGGAUUCUUACUUGAGAGUUUCCUGCCAGCAGCAGUGUCUUUGGCUGUGAAGAUGCUCCGCUGGCAGAGUAGCGCGUGAAGCAGCGUGACCCAUGCCCCAGGCAGCCCUGCAGUAGUAACGCUCUCUCCUUCUGGAGAGGGCUAACAUGCAUGUUAUGAAUUGUCUCUCUCUGGUCAAUGAUAAGGAGAAUGGGGCUCUCUCGGUAGCGGCAGGAUUGAUGAGCGAGGACCCACUGGCCGCCUCCCCACCACCCCCACCACCAUGCCCCCCAGCAGGGGCCCCCCCUGCUCCACCACUGCCCCCACCACCCCCCCCACUGCCAGGGCCCAGCCUGCCGCUGCACCCGCAGCUGACCAAUGGGCACGACGGCCACAGCAGGAAGAAACGGAUGCGGAGUUUCUUCUGGAAAACCAUCCCUGAGGAGCAGGUCCGGGGCAAAACCAAUAUCUGGACGAUUGCUGCGAGGCCACAGUACCAGAUCGAUACCAAGACGAUCGAGGAGCUCUUUGGGCAGCAGGAGGAAACCAAGCCGCCAGACCCCAGGAGCCGGUCGUUAAAAGCUUCAUUUAAAGAGACUAAAGAGGAGGUUUCCAUUUUGGAUGCAAAACGAAGUAUGAACAUUGGGAUAUUUCUCAAACAAUUCAAAAAGUCCGCUGAAUCCAUCAUUGAAGAUAUUUAUCAUGGAAGAAGUGAGCCCUAUGCUUCUGAAUUGCUGAAUGAAUUCCUUAAGUUAUUACCAGAAGCAGAGGAGGUAAAGAAAUUAAAAGCCUUUGAUGGAGAUGUAUCAAAACUGUCUCAAGCUGAUUCCUUCAUGUAUUUACUAAUCCAGGUGCCAAACUAUGCUCUUAGGAUUGAAGCCAUGGUGUUAGAGAGGGAGUUCUCACCCUCCUGUGCUUCUCUACAGGAUGACAUGAAAAUUAUAAGACAGGCAACAAAAGAGUUAAUGACUUGCGAGGAGCUGCAUUCCAUAUUGCACUUGGUCCUUCAGGCUGGGAAUAUUAUGAAUGCGGGAGGUUAUGCUGGCAAUGCUGUUGGAUUUAAGCUGUCAUCACUGCUCAAGCUGGCGGAUACAAAAGCCAACAAACCUGGGAUGAGUCUGCUGCAUUUUGUUGCGCUGGAAGCCCAAAAGAAAGAUGCUGCUCUUCUCAACUUUUCAGAGAAAAUAAGGGAUGUUCAUGAGGCCGCCAGGUUAUCCAUUGAUAAUGUAGAAGCAGAGCUCCACUCGCUCUCUUUCAAGACAAGAUCUGUUAAAGACAGCAUUCGACGAGACCCAAAACUCUUCUACCAGAUGGAGAGCUUUCUGCAGUUUGCUGUGAGACAUCUGAAGGAGCUUGAACACCAGAAAGGAGAAUUACAAAAGGAAGGAAAUGCUCUCAUUGACUUUUUCUGUGAGGACAAAGAAACUAUGAAGUUGGACGAAUGUUUCCAGAUAUUUAGAGACUUCUGCUUAAGAUUCAACAAGGCUGUUAAGGAAAACAGGGAACGAGAGAUCCAGGAACUUCAUCAUCUGCAAAGGCGAAAGGAGCUGGAGGAGAAACGUCGAUCCUGGGCUGCUGGAGAGCUUGGAAGCUUUGGACGGAGCAGCAGUGAAAAUGAUGUGGAAAUGUUGGCCAAAAAAGGACUCGGAGAGUUUCUUCCCUUCUUGCAGCAGAGACCUCAAAGCCCUUCAUACAGAAACCCCAAUUCCAAACGCUCUCGACUUUCUCUGGGGAUUACUGCAGACAGGGAGCUGCAGAGUUUCCUGGAAAUUUCAAAAGAAGAGGAUCCCAACAAAUUUAACAGCCUUCCCCGUGCAAACACCCGACAAGUAAGACCCAAUGUAGCCUGGAAUGAAUCCAAAGAAACUAGAGAUCCCAAUUUAAACACCUUGCACUUAUACCAACAGUCUGAAACCAAAGGGAAAAGUAGUGAUGUGCUGCAGUUGCAUCCAGCACAGUCCAGUCACUUUGGUGGCUCAACCAAUACUGGUACCCAUUAUCCACAGCGAAGCACCAACUACAACAUGCACGCUUCCAAUGCCUCCUGUGAGGAGUCCUCUGAUAUAAAUGCUCUGGCCCUUGCAAUCGAGGAGCACGAACUUGUUAAAGGAUUACGGAAGUUUGAUAUUCAAGGAGCAAAGCCAGCAGAUGAUACACCUCUAAUAUAUUUAGAGGAUGUUGGUGGAACAGAUGUGGAGACUCUAGAUGAUCUAAGUUUGCAUUCCCUUAGCACUGCCGAUGACGAUCUGCCUCCAGCUUGCAGAAGCUCCAGAGAGGCCCACAACCAUAAAGCCAAGGCAGUGGGUUGCAAGAGUGAAACUUCAGAGCCCAGCAGCAGCAGCCCUGUGUCGAUGGACACAAGUGUAUCAGGAAGUAGGGAAGAUGGGCCAGUGUUCUAUGUGUCAGAUACUACCACUGACUGUUCGUUGACACUGGACUCUGAAGAGGGGAAUGAUUUUAAAUCAGCAGGCAAUGAUGUAAGAAGUGAGGCUGGCAAAGCACACUCUUCUGCAAAUGGUGCUCAGGACAGGCCAAGAAUGCUCUUCUCAAACCUAAAUUCAGUUUCUGCCAAGGAUCUGUCUCUUCACACUUUGACAAAUGAUAAAGAUGAUGCCAACAGCAAACGCACACUUUCUAAAGAAAAAUCUGUAAAAAGUAAAGACCCUGUAGGACCAAAGAGAAACUCUCUAAAAGACAGAUCUCCAAGUUCCUCAAAAUCCAGUGGCACUCGCACUAGCCACACAGCUUCUUCCAGACCUGUUAGAACUUUGAAUGCCUCUGAGAAUGAAAGUAUGAGGAAAGUGGUGCCUAUUUCUCGGUCAAACAAAGCACCAAGCAGUGUGAAAAAGCCAGAAGCCAAGCCAGCACUUCGUGAAACUAGUACAGUGGAAAGCCGUCUGUCUCGUCGCAGCUCUGUCCGAGGCACUACAGACACACUGCCAAGAAGUCCUUACAGGCAUAGCAUGUCAGUAGAAGAGCCAAGGUUGCAAAGGGGGACUGUCACCUCAAGCAGUGCUCAUUUUGAGAGGGACAGAGUUGCUCUCAAGAAGCCAGGCUCUAAACCUGUUAGGAAUAUUGCAAAAUCAAAGACAGAUGAGACAAAGAUGUGUCGCUCCAGUGUAAAACCCCAGGCCCCUGUAGAUGACACCAAGAUUAGCCCUGUCAGUGCUCCCAAAACACCAUCCAGUGUCCCCAGCUUUGCAAGGAAUACAGUGGCCUCUUCUUCAAAGCGUGCAAAAGUGGAUCUAUCCACCUCAUCCAAACCUCCAAGCAUCACCAGGUCUGUGUCCCAGAGGCUGCCUAAAGUGAAGCCAGCAGCAACCUCUGACGAUCUGAGUCCAAAGGAGAACGGAGGGAGUACUUUAAAGAGAGCAAAUAGUGCCAGAGUGUUUGGAAAAAGCAUCCUUCAGGGAGACACUGUCAGCACAAAAGCAGAGCCUUCACCAAAGGAGCAGGGGGCAGUGGACAAGUCCUCUCUUAAACUGAAAGAUGCCAACCGGACCACAAUAGGUAAAAUACUAAAGCCAUUACUGAAGUAAGGAAAGGUUUUUUGAAUCUUGGAAUGUCUCUUGCACUGGGUGUCUCUGUUGUGGAAUUCCUUAAAACAGUAACAUUGCUGAUAAGUGGCAUCACGUGCUCUGUAAUGUACCGCACACCACUGGAAAAGGGCAACUGGUUGUGUUCUGGUCUGAAUCCUUUGUUAAGAAUUUGAAUGUAUUUGAAGCCACUGCGAUGGGAUAAGAGUGUAACAGCAAGUCUUUGAGCAUUUGUGAUAUGGAAGGCCACCAAGAGCCAAAAAGUUGAAAGAAGUUAAGGCGACGGAAAACGUGGAUAAAGGCCAGUUUUUGUGUACAUGAAAUUCUUCCUGAGACUCGAGCAUUUGUGCUGGGUGGUUUCUUAUUCAAUGUCAGAGAGAAUCCUGUGGAACAGUACUGAAAAUGAACAUAGGUGAUUGUGCUUUACAUUGUUUCUAUUGCCUUGGAUUCAGGAACUCUUUUUUGCCUGUUGCGAAGUCCAUUGCUGGCAAUUGGACAGACUGGGAACUGCUGGCCAAAAAAUAGUAAAACGGGAUAUUUGCUGUUUGUGGCUGUCUUUAACCUAACUGAAGAAUUUUUAGCAUGUUUUAUGAAUGUGUACGUGUGUCUGGAGAAAACAUUCUGCUGGCCAGGAGGCUUCUUCUCCAGGAAUGUGGCAGCAUUGUCUUGCAUGCACAAGUAGAUAGGGCUGGUGCUGCACGGCCGGAGGCCAUGCCCAUUGGAAGGGCCACCAGUAACCACUGGGAUGAUGACUACUCCUCAUCUGACUUGUUCCAGUCACAAGCAAACUUGCCAGCUUUUGGUCAUACAGAAGUGCCAUAUAUUUAUGAUACAUAUCAAGGAUGUUUGCAGUUCAGCUCUUGAAGGCUGCAUUGUAGUGCUGAGCACUUUCUUACUAUUCCUUGUUUCCACUGGUUUAUGUACUACCAAAUUACUUGAAUGUUGCAAUGGCUCUGAUUGAGCCAUCGGUUUCCCUGCCUCCUCCUCGUCAACAUGAAUAUUUAGCAUGAAACUCAGCUUUCGCAUGACAAUGUUUUUGUAGACUUCCUUCGUUGCUUCAAAUGUGGUUUUUAAUGUUUAAAUAUUCCAAAGGAUGACUUAAACUAGUAUUUGAUAAGCUUUUUACAAAUAAAAAGACCUCCUUUUUCCUGCGGAUACAAAUUUUCAUGUCUUGCUAGUCUAAGGUUUGGAGAAUGAGGGAAAACUUGUUCAGCGUGCUAUGCAUCUUCCUAAGGGAAAUGUUUGUAGGUGGGGAAACUGAUUGCUGUUCUCCUAAGCAUCCUAUUUAAAGAGUUGCCUUUCCACUCACCUACAAAUGAAGCCUCGUUUAAUGAUAAAAACAAGAAUAAAAUGAAAAGGAAAUCUCUUCAGACGAGUGGCAUUGACUUAGGGUAGAUCUGCUUGUCCGCUCUAUCCCUCAGUGCUGGAAAUGUGUAGCUCAAUGAGAACGAGCCGUUUAAUUGCUCACGUGCGUCUCAAGGGCUAGUAUCAGGGACAGCUACCUUUGUCUUUUGAAGUUGGCAAGGGGCCCUUAGUGCUUCCUGAUGUCUUACUGCAGACAUCGUACCCAAACAUCGCAAAGUAUUACACAGGGCCUCUUGUUUGAGUCUGUCUCACAGGGAGAAUUUAUUUAGCCCACUUUUUGGCAAGGGUGAAUUUUUGCUCAAAACCCUGUAUAAGCUUUUUGAAUGCUGCCUCCCUUAUGGGUUACAUGAAAGAAAAGCAUCUCCCUUCUCCUUAUUUGUAUCUGUGUGUUAUGUAUGCGCAUCUGCGAGAGCAGAUGAUUGACUCUUCUCCUUUAUUAAGAAAAAAAAAAGCAACCAAACUUUUAUUGGUAGCAAGCUUGAAAAAUAAUUUAAAUGUGUUUUGGUAUAUGUAAAUUUCUAUAAAUCUGUGUAAAAGAAAACUGAAUGUAUUUAAUGGAACAUUUAUACAUUUCGGAGUAACUCGGUAGUUUAAUAAAGUUCCCAUUUACUGGGUAUGGGCUUUA